AUGGGCGAUCCGGACAAGGAAUGGGAUUUUUAUCUUCGGACCUUAUCCAGCAGUGCUAGAGACUCCAAUUUGGCCAGCGACCCCGCUUCCGAUCCGUCCCUCCUUAAUUCUGUGAGGAAGCUGUGCCAGUUGUGUAAAGCAGAGAAUUCGGAGGAUUUGGUGGCUAGGGUUUAUCCGCACUUUAACAAACUCUUUCAGCGCUCUGUGGCUUCGCUCCCUCAAUCUAAGUCCUCUUAUGGACUUCUCUUGCUGGAUAUUAUUCAGUUUUUCCUCGACUUUGGAGAGAUUGUUCUACAUGAUGCUGAUCCCAGUCUAAGGUCAUUUUUUCGCUCGUGCUUGAGUCGUGAAUUUGCAGAUCUAUCUGUGGCAGAGGCAACCCUUCAUUUUCUGAAUGUCAACAAGAAAAGGCUUCUGGCUUCUUUUCCUGCCUUACUACCUCAAUUUUUUCCUCUGUUACUUAAGCUGAUAGCCUGGAAUGGAGAAAAGUUACUGAAUUCAUUCUUAAAGGUCUUUCCUGAACUGAUAUCGCCUGCUUCAUUUCUUCCUCUAUUUCCGUCCUUAGUGGAUCUGCCAAUGUUGGUAGUGGCAUUGGAAAGGGUGGAGCGAAGUUCGGGUUCCCUUAUUGGGAGUAGUAUUGCCUCAAUCCAGAACACGACGGCUCCUGAGAUGUUACUGGCUCUGAUGGAUGAAGCUUAUACUGGUUCCACUAUAGGAGAUGGUGGGGCUGGCAGUGAAUCAGAGGACAUCAAUGCGAUUGAUUCUGCUGAUCCUUUGUUUCUAGAACUUCUGAAGGAUGAGAAUGACGGAUUAGCUGAGCGUCAUAGAACAUCUCCCAGUAUGGCUGCAGCAUUGCAGGCUGCAGUUAAUGUUCCUCAAACGGAUAGGCUGAAGCAAUCGCUCAAAAUAGGGCCUGCCCUUCUUGACAUGUACUGUGCUUUAGCAAUACGCAAUGUCAAUGAUUCUCUGAUCUGUGCCCUUAUCCCAUUGAUUAUGGCAAGAAAUGAUGUACUAUUUCCUGACAAAAAUUACUCCUACCAGGUUCACAAAAGGCUUUUGGAGUUUAUGCUUGCAUCAUUUCAGCGUUCUCCAAAUGUUAUAGCUCUUCUGAAGAAACCUAUUAUGGACAGGCUUGGAGAAGCAUAUGACAGUUCUGCAAAGACAGAACUAGCAUUACAGUUGUGUUGGGCGAUCGGUGAACAUGGCGGCGGCGGUGCAUCUCACAAAGAUGCUGCACGCGAGCUUUUUGAGAAUCUGGAGCUACUUCUCUAUGAAAACCUAUCAUCUAGCCGGCUUGGCCUAAGGGAAUCCGCACUUGGAUCUGACAGCGAAAACUUGAGAAAGUCAUCACAAUCCAGGCUUCUGUGUUUCGUUGUAACAGCUAUCGCAAAGCUGGCCACACAUCACCAUGAAUUGUUACCAAGAGCUCGUGUGUCCUUAGGCAAGGUAGCUAGAUCUCGCAUCUCAGAUGUGAGGGUUUGGAGGCGUGCUCGAGAUUACCUAGGUUUGAUCGAUGAUCCUGCAAUAUCCUUGUCCGUCUUGGGGCCUUCACAAGGGCACAUGCAAAAGCCAGGAACUGUGAACUGGAGGGAUGGUGGCACCAAAAUGAUCGCACAUAUCCCCUUCUACCUCCUCGGCGAACAGGAAGGUUCCCCCUUCCACGACUUCUCAUUCUCUGAUAUAUUCCCGAGAACAUGA
Messenger RNA from Linum trigynum, 1695 nucleotides. The record is from the annotation of a GenBank genome assembly. Lineage: Eukaryota; Viridiplantae; Streptophyta; Magnoliopsida; Malpighiales; Linaceae.